CUAACCUCAGCAAUCGUGUGACAGAUCGUCGGUGCGACUGCGAUUGCGUUGGCCGAAAGGAGUGUCCAAAACGAAACGGAAGCCACGGACAGCGGCCGCGAUCCUGCGACCACCACACGCCCGAGGCUCCUGAAUAGUGGCCUCGCGGUAAAAUAAGUCCAGCCGAUCUUGUGAGCCGGGAAGAUCCGUUUAUUAUAUAGGGCGCUCGGCCAUUUUGGACCACGGCGACCAGCUGUUUCUUCCUGGCUCUUUAAAAUUUGUGAUGUGACUGAAGAAGAAGAACAAAGAAAGCAAGGAUGACGGACUCGAAGAACCAUGGUACCGAGCCCGAGAUGAAGGGCUGGCUCUUCAAGUGGACCAACUACCUGAAGGGCUACCAACGCCGUUGGUUCGUUCUGCAGAAUGGCACGCUCUCCUAUUACAGGGCGGAACAUUCCUCCUCAUCAGGGCCGACUAACAGACUCUCAAUGAGGAGGCGCCGCAGAUUGAGUAGAGCUGCAACUGUAGACGUCGAGAACCAGGCGGAGAUGGUGCACACUUGCCGAGGAACAAUCAGUCUGCACGGAGCAAUCAUUCAUACCGAGGACUCAUGCACCUUUGUAAUAUCCAACGGAAGUACCCAGACCUUCCACAUCAAGGCAGCUAACGAGGUUGAACGACAACGCUGGGUUACCACCCUCGAGUUGGCCAAAGCCAAAGCCAUUCGAGCAAUGGAGUCAGAGGAAGAGGAAGAGUAUGAAAGCAACAAUGCCGUCUCAGAGAAGGAGGAGCUGCUGACAGUGCUGAAAACGCUUACGAGCAGACUUGAGGAUAUGCAGACGUGCAGCGACCUAAUGGCCAAACACGGUGCCGCCCUGCAACGCGCCCUUUCUGAAUUAGAGACCUCAGAAGGCUCCGAGGCCGCGUCUGCCGGCACGAAAUUGAAAGCUAUCGGUGAAAAGGCCACUCUCUUCAGAAUUGCGUCCAACGCGAUGAUCAACACUUGCUCUGAGUACCUGGACACCGCGCAGGCUCAGGGCAAGCGGUGGCAGCGACUGCUGCAGCAUGAGCGAGAACAGCGCCAGCAGUUGGAAGAGAUGGUCGAAACACUGGCCAGGCAACAUUCGAGUCUCGAGCAGGCGGCAAAAGAGGCAAACUCAAGCCGCACGCAACCCGGCAACCCGGGACUGCAAAAUCAAGUGCCCAAUACCACUAGCAAUCCUCCCCAGAGUAGAAAUCCAAACCUGUCGCCAUCCGACGAGGACGAGGAAAAUGAGUUUUAUGAUGCGAUGGAAGACACAGUACAGCCCAAUUUCAUUCUCAAAAUACCUCUAGGACAUAGAAGGCCCUCCUCGGCAGGUUCUCAGAACUCGGAGGGCCACGGAAUCAGUGGGGACAAUCACGACGAAGGCUCUGGAUCGAGCUCCGAGGUAGACGAGGCCGGGGAAACGACCGUGUGUGUCAUUACUAGUGAUAAGACGAACACUUCGUCAUCUAGCGGUGGUCAGAGUCAAAGUGGUCUCAAAGGCUCUGAGGAAGUGCCAGACAGCGCGCCAAGCACACCGACCUCUCUGGUCCAGAAAAUGGGUAGCCAAACGCCAAAGAGAAUACGCCGUACCAGAGUGCCUGAAAAACCCAAUUACCCACUGAACUUGUGGAGCAUCAUGAAAAAUUGCAUCGGGAAAGAGCUCACCAAAAUCCCAAUGCCUGUGAAUUUUUCGGAACCUUUGUCAAUGCUGCAGCGACUUGCCGAGGACUACGAAUAUGCCGACAUUCUGCACAAGGCGGCCAAGUGCACAGACUCUUGCGAGCAGCUGGCCAUGGUUGCUGCGUUCACAGUGUCCAGCUAUGCCACCACAAGUUGCCGCACGGGAAAGCCUUUCAACCCUCUGCUCGGGGAGACCUACGAGUGUGACAGAAUGGCUGAUCUUGGAUGGCGCUCUAUCGCUGAGCAAGUGUCUCACCAUCCACCCAUGGUGGCCCAGUACUGCGAAGGCUUUGGUUGGCGUUGCUGGCAAGAGUUCACCAUGGCCUCAAAAUUUCGUGGCAAAUACCUGCAGGUCGUGCCACUGGGCACAGCUCACCUUGAGUUCCUCAAUUCAGGCAAUCAUUACACAUGGAGAAAAGUAACAACAACUGUUCACAACAUCAUAGUUGGCAAACUGUGGGUGGACCAGCAUGGCGACAUGGACAUUGUGAACCACAAGACUGGCGACAAAUGUCAUCUCAAGUAUAUUCCUUAUAGUUACUUUACUAGAGACGUUCAGCGAAAGGUGAAAGGCUGUGUUAUGGACAAAAAUGGCAGUGUCAAAUGGGUCGUGCAAGGUACCUGGGACAACAAAAUUGAAAUAGCAGAGGUUAUAAGUUCUCAAGGAAAUUCAGAAAAUCCAGUUUUCAAGACAGGUCCUUAUAAGGUCGCUUGGAAACGAAGAGCUCUGGCGUCUGAUGCUGAGAAAUAUUACAAUUUCACUGAACUUGCCUGUCAGUUGAAUGAACCUGAAGAAGGGGUGGCCCCAACAGACAGUCGUCUGAGACCUGAUCAACGCAUGAUGGAAGAUGGUCAAUGGGAUGAGGCCAAUUCCGUGAAGCUGCGGCUGGAGGAAAAACAGCGGACCGUUCGAAGGCAGCGGGAGGCAGAACAGGAAAAAGCUGCAGCUGAUGAUACUGAAAGUCCAAGUCGGCCUUACCCUGGUUACGAACCUGUUUGGUUCAAACAAGAAACAGAGAAAUCAACAGGAGUAGUUGGGUACAUGUACCAAGGCAAUUACUGGGAAAGCAAGGAAAAGCAAGACUGGUCAAUGUGCCCAAAUAUUUACUGAACCAGCAGAAGCCAUCAUCAAGAUCAAAGCCAGCUUUUUAUGUUUACGAUAGAGGAUAACGUGUCUAUUUUUGUCUUGAACACUUUUUUAGAAUGCGUGUUAACCAACGUCUUGAAUCGAUUUGGCAGUAACUUAUUUUUUACCUAAAAAAUUCAUUGGGCUUUUCCUGCCAUCAAGAACAAGCAUUGUGAGUAACCUAUACCCUUCAACUGUCAAAUAAUAACCCGCAACAACUUUAAAGUAGAUGCAUCGCGCUCUCGAGUAGAGAGGAAAAAGUUGUGCAAUACUUACUAACUAGAACUUGAAUAUUGACUAUUGGUUCUAUCAUAAUUAUUUUUCAAAGUUUAUGGUCCGUUGUUAUGUAGUUUCACAUUUUAAUUGUUGCUCUUUCUAUUAGUGGGAUAAUAUGUAAAUAAGAGAACAGUGCAGUUGCGUCUUGACAGAAAAUGAUGAGUUACUUCCAGUGUGAUAAAUUUGAGAUCAUGACAUAAAAUGCGUAUAAAUAUAUAUUGUGUAAGGCAAAUGCAAGCUUGACCCCACUUGAAUAUCAACUGUACUUACUAUGCUUUCAAUCUGUACAAACAAUUGCCGCUUUAGAUUUGCAUUCAACUCUCAGUUAGAGACCGCAACACCUAUAUAAGAUAAUUACGCGCAGUCCCAUUAACAAAAGUGAGAAAAUGUAAACCAAGUAUUACAAAGGAAGACUUUGAAAAGCGCCGCCUUUCUACUGUACCAUAAAGUUACUUAGUCAAAAUCUGAAGAACACCUACGCCACCUAUACAUUCAAAUCGUUUAAAACUUUGUCAUCAUUGUACCAUGCUGUUAUUUUGGAACCUAGUGGACCCUGAAAAAGUGAGUUAUUGCCAUUACAACAAGUUAUCUGUUGCCACUAUUAAUAAAAAAGUAUAACAGA
This is a messenger RNA of Cloeon dipterum, 3711 nucleotides long. It is a transcript of the gene Osbp, whose product is annotated as oxysterol binding protein. Gene Ontology annotation, cellular component: perinuclear endoplasmic reticulum; intracellular membrane-bounded organelle; cytosol. The transcript has 13 exons. The coding region runs from base 297 to 2798 and encodes 833 amino acids. Lineage: Eukaryota; Metazoa; Arthropoda; Insecta; Ephemeroptera; Baetidae. The record is from RefSeq and is a predicted model, not a curated record. Gene Ontology annotation, molecular function: sterol binding.